AUUCUUAUAUGGUUAUAAAUUAAAAUUGACAUGAUCACGAUCUCUUUGUUUCAUUCUGCUACACUCCUCAGUUGACGGAAAAAUAUACCUUCUCCUUCUUCACCGGAGAAUUUCAUCGACGCGAAGCCUAAAUCAAUAGAGCUUGAGCCCCUGAAUUUUGUAACGAACAAACUGCAAUUUUGUUUGCUCGUGAAUGGAUAAAGAGGAAGUUGAUAUAGAGGAUGCCGCGGCGGCCAAUUCCGAGAACCACGAUGGCCGGGCUGAGGAUUAUGAUGACGCCGCCGCGGGGACUAUCCGAGAACCGCUGCUUCAUUACAAUAACAGAGUCAACAACACCUCGCAGAUUGCCAUCAUCGGAGCCAACACAUGCCCAAUCGAAAGUCUCGAUUACGAGAUUCUUGAAAACGACUUAAUUAAGCAGGAUUGGAGGUCAAGGAAGAAGGUUCAGAUAUUCCAAUACAUAUUUCUCAAAUGGACAUUUGCAUUUCUCAUUGGAUUACUUACAGGGCUUGUUGCUUUUUUCAAUAACCUCGCAGUCGAGAAUAUUGCUGGGUUCAAACUUGUACUUAGCAAUGACUUAAUGCUCAAGGGAAAGUAUUUUCGGGCUUUUGCUGCAUUGUCCGGUUGCAAUCUUGUUCUAGCUGUUUGUGCUGCAUCCCUGUGCGCGUUCAUUUCACCUGCUGCUGCUGGAUCUGGUAUUCCUGAAGUUAAAGCAUAUCUCAAUGGUGUUGAUGCUCAUUCUAUUUUGGCUCCUAGCACCCUUCUUGUAAAGAUUUUUGGUUCCAUCUUUGGUGUUGCUGCUGGAUUUGUCGUGGGAAAGGAAGGGCCCAUGGUUCAUACGGGUGCUUGCAUUGCAAACUUACUUGGACAGGGAGGUUCUCGCAAGUAUCAUUUGACCUGGAAAUGGCUAAGGCUCUUCAAAAACGACAGGGACCGCAGGGAUUUGAUCACAUGUGGAGCAGCUGCUGGUGUGGCAGGUGCCUUCCGUGCCCCAGUUGGAGGUGUCCUUUUUGCCCUAGAAGAAGCUGCCUCGUGGUGGCGGAGUGCACUUCUAUGGAGGACAUUUUUCACAACUGCUGUAGUGGCUGUGGUCCUGAGAUCCUUUAUGCAAUUUUGCCGGUCUGGGAAGUGUGGACUAUUUGGUCAAGGGGGUCUAAUCAUGUUUGAUACUAGUUCAACAGUGCCUAAUUAUAACACCACAGAUCUUCUGGCAGUUAUAUUAAUUGGAGUCCUGGGUGGUCUUUUAGGGAGCUUAUACAACUAUCUUGUGGACAAGGUUCUUCGAGUAUACAGCAUCAUCAAUGAAAAAGGUCCAGGUUUCAAGAUAUUGCUUGUCAUGACAAUUUCCAUCCUGACUUCUUGUUGUUCCUUUGGAAUCCCUUGGUUGGCAAAGUGCAGACCUUGUCCUCCAGGGUCAGAGGGUGUCUGUCCUACCAAAGGUCAAACAGGGAACUACAAGAAUUUCCAGUGUCCACCUGGGCAGUACAAUAACCUUGCUUCCCUCUUUCUAAAUACCAACGACGAUGCCAUACGCAAUUUGUUCAGCCCACGUGAUGGGGAUGAGUUUUUCAUCUCAACUCUUUUUAUCUUUUUUGCCGUAGUUUACUUCCUAGGGAUUGUCACUUAUGGAAUUGCCAUUCCGUCCGGACUAUUCAUUCCUGUCAUCCUAGCUGGCGCCUCAUAUGGCCGAAUCGUUGGGACCUUUUUGAGCUCUGUCUCCAAUUUAGGCACCAGUCUCUUUGCACUUCUCGGUUCCGCCUCCUUUCUCGGUGGGACCAUGAGGAUGACAGUGUCACUCUGCGUCAUUCUCCUUGAACUCACUAAUGAUCUCUUAAUGCUCCCCUUAAUGAUGCUAGUUCUGCUCAUAUCAAAAACAGUGGCUGAUUGUUUUAACAAAGGGGUGUAUGACCAAAUUGUGACGAUGAAGGGCUUGCCUUUCAUGGAAGCUCACGCGGAACCAUACAUGAAACAUUUGGUUGCUGGAGAUGUUUGCUCCGGACCGUUAAUGACCUUUUCCGGUGUCGAAAAAGUGGGAAACAUCUUACAUGCUUUGACAUUAACCAAGCACAACGGUUUUCCGGUGAUUGACGAGCCGCCGUUCUCAGAAACACCAGAACUAUGUGGGCUUGUUCUUAGAUCACAUCUGCUGGUUCUGUUAAACGGGAAGAAGUUCUCCAAACAGCAGGUUUUGAUGGGGUCGCAGAUUUUGAAGAGGUUUCAUGUGUUUGAUUAUGCAAAGCCGGGUUUAGGGAAGGGACUCAAAGUUGAGGACUUAGAUAUUGCAGAGGAGGAGUUGGAGAUGUAUGUUGAUCUUCAUCCCAUUACGAAUACAUCUCCGUAUACUGUGGUAGAAACAAUGUCUUUGGCCAAAGCCGCAAUUCUCUUCAGGGAACUCGGUCUGCGACACUUGUGUGUUGUCCCAAAGCGACUUGGGAGACCACCAAUUGUUGGAAUCUUGACUCGUCAUGAUUUCAUGCCGGAGCAUAUAUUGGGACUCUACCCUCACAUGGAUCCACACUAAUCGGCAAUCGCUCCCCGGAUAAGAUGAGUCUCUGCAUUAGCAAAGAACCAGUUGUCAUUCUUAAGCAUGAUUCUUCUAUAAAUUCAGCAAUAUGAUCACAACUUAACUAUGUAUCAUUUUUCGGGUAUUUAUUUAUUUAUUAAUAAAAUUGUGUUUGUGUAACCACAUUGCGUUACAUCUAACAUAAUAUAACGUCUGGAAAUAGAAUCCAGUCAAUCCUUAGCACUUUAUUCUGACGAUAUGUAAUGUAAAAAGAAGGUAUGCUACUCCAUAACUCAAUGAGAAAUCCAAAGAGGGUGAACACUGAACAUGCUG
This is a messenger RNA of Cuscuta epithymum, 2836 nucleotides long. The record is from the annotation of a GenBank genome assembly. Lineage: Eukaryota; Viridiplantae; Streptophyta; Magnoliopsida; Solanales; Convolvulaceae.